AUGUCAUUUGAUAUAGAUAGACAGGGGAUGAGGCAGGAGGGGGAACUCCCGAGAAUCCAUCCGAGUGAGAACUGCGGGAAUAGAUAGAAAAGCUGUAGUGUCCGAGCUUUGCAGCGAAACCAGAAUGGUUUAAUGUAUAGAGAGAGAGCUUGUGGUAUUAUACUGCCAUCCAGAGGUUAUGAUUGGAAUUACAUCAUUGACUUGAGUGAAUCAGGGUAGAAUCUAUGAAGUUAUUAUGAUUAAAAUCCUUGUCUAUGUAGAACAACAUUUGCUUAUUCCUUUAGAUUUGAAUAAUAAAUAUUCUAGACGUGUUUAGGACAGAUAGUCAUGAAUAUAAAUAAGUUAACGCAGUAUUUAGAUGUCAUGGUUCGGCGCGUUGAAUUCGUCUCUGCAGUUGUGAAAGCGCAGCAACAGGAAGCCGGAAGAUUGCAGUGCUGGGGAGCAGAGCACGCAGAGCCUGCUGAAGCUGCCUGGUCACCAUGACGACUUACCACUCCCCGCAGUCACUCAAUAAGGGCGUUGCCGUGGUAACCAUAGUCUGUGAGGCGCCGGUGGAAAAGUUACAGUACAAUAGUGUCAUUGGAGAAUGUUGUGACCAGUCGAGUCACGAGCCGCCAUUGGUUAAAAAUUGAGUUUAGAAUUGGCUGGAUACGUCUUUAAAAGGUUGAACGUAGCUGAUGGAGGUCCAGGGCAGGAUCUUCUGAUGGAAUGGUAAUUGUGCUGGCUCUGUGGGAGCGGGGGAGGGGCGUCUGAUUGCAGGCGAGGAGUAAAGAAAGAUUCCGCCGACAAAACUUCGUAGUAGAAUUAAAUAGAGCUAAGGUAAGGCAAUCGCAGACAACGGGAAUGUCGAUGUCAUGUCGAAGGAGCUUGAAAGUUUAACGGCGGACCAGACUUUCUGAUAAGGUUGCAGACAAGUUGAGUAAUGAAGCUGCGCUUUGGACGGCUAUGAUGCCGAGGUGGAGACUGGAUGGAACAGGAAAGAGAAGCUGAAUGAAAAGAAAGAUCACCUGAGCAGACUGGACAGAUACAGACCCAAACAUCGGUCACAAAGAGACCGGUUAAGUUUGGAGGGACACAUUUACUUCGAUGAUGCUUUUAUUGAGGAGACCAAUGAACAAUCAGGAAAGAAGACCCUAUACGCAAAUACACAUGUAGAGCUCCUAGUGAGGGUUAUAGAAGAAGUAUUCAGGAGUUUUGGUAGCAGUAAGUACUCUAUCUUCGAUGAACAUAAGCGCCUCUCUGAUACUGGGGAACAGAAAAUCAUGAGUACUCCUUACGGGGGUCGAAUCUGUUAUGUCCUUCCAAAUGGCAACCACUUGUACAUCCACUUAAAAGAUAAACUUCGGAUACGUCACAAAAAGAGAUGGUCACAGGUCAUGUAUCUUUACUAUCUGCUUGGCUGGAAGCUUACCAGAAAAUAUCUUAUCCGGCAGGACAGUGAAGACCAUAAAAUCUUGGAACAACAGCUGAAGAAAGAGAAACAAAACACCUACAUUCUGGCCUUGGAUGGUGACAUGAACUUCCAGCCAUCAGCUUUAAUGCUCUUGAUUGACCGUCUUAGAAUGUAUCCCACAGUAGGAGCUGCCUGUGGAAGAAUUCACCCAACAGGGUUUGGUCCAACAGUCUGGUUUCAGAAAUUUGAGUACGCCGUGUGUCACUGGUUUCAGAAGACAGCCGAGCAUGUUUUUGGAUGUGUGCUCUGCAGUCCCGGCUGCUUCAGUUUGUUCAGGGGAGCUGCCCUGAUGGAUGACAAUGUAAUGAAGAAAUAUGCUACGAAAGCCACAGAGGCAGCCCAAUAUGUGCAAUAUGAUCAAGGUGAGGACCGCUGGCUGUGUACUUUGCUUCUACAACAAGGCUGGCGAAUAGAGUACACUGCAUCUUCUGAUUCCUACACGAAUGCCCCUCAGGAGUUUAAAGAGUUUUACAACCAAAGGCGGCGCUGGGGACCCUCAUCUUUGGCAAACACUCUUGACCUUCUGAACACAGGAAAAGAAACUUCAAGGAAAAAUUCAUCUAUAUCAAGACUGUAUAUCCUGUAUCAGAUUUUACAAACCGCCUUCUCCAUUUUAGCACCUGCCACAGUUUGUCUCAUGAUAGCAGGAUGCUUCACGUUUAUCUUUGGCUUGAAUGGAAAUAUCUCCCUUUUUCUGGCUGUUCUUCCUCCAGUUUUCUACAUGGUGAUCUGUUUCACAUGUAAAUCUGACAACCAAAUCCUGGUUGCUGGUUUCAUGAGUAUAUUUUAUGCAUUUCUCAUGGCAGCCACCUUCCUCAGCAUUAUAGUUGACAUGGUCAAGCAACAAACAUUCAUCACCCCCAGUGGUCUGUUUUUCAUUUUUUUAGUGGUGCUUUACUUUGUAGCAGCUCUGAUGCACCCCCAGGAAUUCCACCUUGUCCUCUAUGGAUUUAUUUAUAUAAUUUGUGUGCCAAGUGCUUAUCUGCUCUUAAACAUAUACACACUGGUCAACCUGAAUAAUAUUUCCUGGGGAACCCGAGAGACAGCAACCUAUGAGAAGCUGGGAACAAGAAAAGCCAAAAAAUAUGUGAAGUAUGAAAAGAAGUGCAAAUGUCUCUGCUGGAAUUUAGAAUUUCAAGUAAAUGAGGACCAGAAAAUAUCAGCUUCCUCCAACCCAGAAGAAGUAGUGCUUCUGAAUGAUGCUUCUGAAAGCCAAAAUGAAGAAACUGAAAACUUUGAGGCCGGUGCAAUAGAUGACACUGUGGAUGAAAGAUGGAUUCAGCAGCUUCAAGAGAACACAGAUCAUAUUGAACUUGUUGAAGAUAAACUUGAUGAAGAUGAAAUUCCCUUUUGGAAAGGGCUCAUACAUUAUUACUUAGAACCUCUCAAGGAAGAUAAGCAGAAACAAUCAGAAAUAAUCAAAGACCUCAGAAACCUCAGAAACAAGGCUACCUUCGUAUUUUUCUUCAUCAACUGUUUAUGGAUAGUUUGCACAUUCUUUCUUCAACUAAUUGGUUCUGGUGUCAGCAUAAAUCUACCGAAGAUAUCUGUAGACGGUGAAACAGUAAAAGAUGCAGAGAUACAUAUUGAUGCAAUUGGACUGGUAAUACUCCUGGGUUUUGCUGGCUUGCUGAUGGUGCAGUUUGUUUCCAUGAUUUACCACAGAAUCUACACACUGAUCCACCGAAUGGCCUAUAUUGGAUCAGCAAGUAAAGAGUCAGAAAAAAAACCUUUACUAAAGUCAAAAGCUGAACCCUGGGACCCGGAAAUGAUUCCGGAACCUGAAAAGAAUAUCCAGAAAAAAAGGAAAAGUUUCGAUGGACAGCUGGAAUACAGUGGGAUAAACUGCCAUGGAAUGGACUAGAUGUAAUAUAGGACAGUAAACCCAGGAAAAAUAACAACAUAUUUCUUGCUAUUUGAUGUGUUCACUUUUUUAAUGCUAUCUGUACAUUUCUGCUCUAUGUAAAGUGUGAUGUGUCAAUGUCCCAUCACCUUUUUUGCAUCAAUUAGGGUAUUUUUAAUCAGUCAUUUUAAUUGAAGAAGUACUUAAUCUGUAUGUUUGAUUGCAAUGAGCAUAAGUAUUCUGAUAUUUUUCAUGUUGUAAGGUUUCAAAUAAACAUGUACUAAUGUAUUUUGUGUAUAGAUAUGCAUUUGGAAGGAGUCCCGUGUUAGCCUGGUAUUAGGGUGUAUGUAAGUUUCCUAUUGUAUUGUUCCCACAGGAGUACAGGGUUAGAAUGGUGAAAUGGUCUACCAUUGUAUAGGUUCAUUAUAUGUGAGAGGGCUGUGUCAGCUAAAGUGAAACAGAUGUAAACCAAAACCAGAUGUCAGAGUAUGGAAUUCUAUAGGAUUAAGACUGCGUAUGUUCCCAGCCAAAUGAAAUGCAACUAUAAAAGCUUCAAUGGGAUUACACUUAUUUGAAUUGCUCGGGUCUGAAAGGGCAUUCCCAGUUGAAGGUUUAUGGCUAAUUACUGACUGCAAGUUAGACUAUCAUUAUUCGACUAGAAGAAUGGGUUGCAAUAAUUGUGAUGCUUCUGUAGCUUGAAAAACCAGUGAAUAUAAACAGAUGUAAUCAUGUAUUGACUCAUGAAUUGUUAAGAAUAAUCUUUUUUUUAUUAAUCAAUAAACUCUGUAAUUCAAAUUAUAAAAAGUAGAAUUGUCUGAUUCAUUAUAAAUUAAGAAAAUUUCCACACCCUAUAAAGUCAUGUAAACGCAGUUUUCCAAAAACGUAACAGAACAUUUUAAAAGUACAUUUUCAUAAAACAUCACCUAGAAUAUUACAAUAGUAUUCUGAAAACAUUUAUGGUGUAAACACACUUCAGAGCACCCACAUUUUAAAUAGGACCAGUUAUUUAAAUAGCCCUGCUACCUACUCUUACUGUCAGUAUAAAUGUAGAGUAGGUGAUGGGUUUAUCUGUCUUUUAUAAUAGCUGCUUCAAUUUGCUUAAUGAUCAGCAUUAAUGAUACAAGCACAUUGAAAUUUAACUGGGCAGCAGUGUGGAGUAGUGGUUAGGGCUUUGGACUCUUGACCAGAGGGUCGUGGGUUCAAUUCCAGGUGGGGGACACUGCUGCUGUACCCUUGAGCAAGGUACUUUACCUAGAUUGCUCCAGUUAAAACCCAACUGUAUAAAUGGGUAAUUGUAUGUAAAAAUAAUAUGAUAUCUUGUAACAAUUGUAAGUCAUCCUGGCUAAGGGCGUCUGCUAAGAAAUAAUAAUAAUAAAAAUAAUAAUGAUGUAAUUACUUGGCAUACCCAAGUAAACCCUCAGAUAGCAACUCAUAACACAACACAACAAACAUUUGGUGUGACCAGUCUGUAGUCACCGCAGCAGUUAAUAAUGGAAAGAUCUUUGCCCUAUGAUGUCACAGGCCAGCUUCCGUUCCAACCCCUGUUGUCUUAAAUACCAGAGUAAAAGUGGCUUGGACAAAAAAAGAAUGAUCCUAAGACAAUUGAUAAAACAGUAGAAAAAUGAAAAUGUGCAAUAAUGUUCUUUCUCUCGUUAUGUGUACCUACAGUUAUUUCCAUGUGAUAUGGCUCAAGAUUGCUAACAACAUUAUUAUUCAGGGUUUACAUCUGUUUGAAUCCCAACAAUUUGGAUCCAAUAACGCUAAAACAAGCAGCAACUGAAAUCAACUGUACAACUGCAGGAAUUCAAUCAUUGGACAUUACUAAUUGGAUUACAGCAAUGACAGCCAAAUAAAUCAUUUUAUAUUUGAAGAGGGGCAGGAGAGGUGGGGAAUCUGUGAACCUCAGAUGGUUAUUUGGAGAAAGGGCAACAUUCUGGAAGAUGGGAAUUUUGCCUGCAAAUGAUGACCAAAAUGAAAUAUUUACCUUGGAAACUGUUUCACCUUUAAUGCAACUACCAUAGGGUAUAUUUGCAGAAAUUAACUUGUUUAUUGUCACAUUCUUAUGUUUUCCAUGUGUAUCAAACUUUAUGUACUGUAGGUCCACCUCUGCAAUUUUGCAAAUUGUUCCUACUUUGCAUGCAUUUUUUAUGUCAGUGCUGUCCUUAAACAACUUCAGAAUGCUGUUCAGAACUAUGAGAACUGAUACAUAUUAAAAUAUAUAUUUAAAGAUGGUGCUGACAUAAAAAAAUAAAUAAUGCAAAGUAUGAAGAAUGUACUUAAAUGGGCCUAAAUAGGAUUUGAUACAUAUGAAAAAAAACAAUGUGGCAAUAGCAGGGCUCUAGACUGUGACUAAAAUGGUCACCAUUUGACCUAAGAAUAGUUUUGGCAACUGAUGUUUGGGGUUGAGGCACCAUUGGUUCCUGACACUAAAAUACUGCCUUUCCCUUUACGGUGGGUGUGGCAGGGCAGAAGAAAAGCCCUACACAUAAUUAGGGGGCAGGGAAAAGCCCUGCAUGUAAAUAAACGUAUUGUGUUUAAUGUAUUAUUAUUUAAAAGAUAUGUAUUGUUUGUGUUUAUUUAAAAUACGAUGUGUCCAUUGGUUAUUGUUUAGUUUAAGUGUGGUCUGACAGUGUGGUGUUAGCAGCUUGUCUCUGCCAGACAGCUCGUGAGAAUGCGUGGUCAGCAGUGAAUUAAUUAACAGAGUUGCUGUCGACCAUGCUAAUAUUAAAAACCCUGUACAGAAUGUGACCAUCUCCACGUUCAUUGAUUAAUUUAAUGCUAAUCUGGAGAUGGUCACCGGUAUAAAAACUAGCAGCUUUUGCCAGUCGGUGUGGGUGUUUGGAAAGAGGAACGUGAGCGAGCUGAAAGAAAAUCUAAAACAAAACAGAAAGUAAAAGCAAUUGCUACUCCUGCUGGGCAGACCAGCACGGAAUUUGUUUGGUGUUUUGUGUUCAAGAUUUGUUUUUGUUCAACCUUUUAUGUGGUUCUGUGAGCCGUGUUUUGUACAAUCUUUUGUUUUAUUUUUGUGUGAAUAAAAACCGGCACAUCAGCGCCUUCAUUCGCUAA
Messenger RNA from Acipenser ruthenus (sterlet), 6362 nucleotides. Its product is annotated as chitin synthase chs-1-like. The transcript has 15 exons. The record is from RefSeq and is a predicted model, not a curated record. Lineage: Eukaryota; Metazoa; Chordata; Actinopteri; Acipenseriformes; Acipenseridae. The coding region runs from base 1263 to 3317 and encodes 684 amino acids. Gene Ontology annotation, cellular component: cell septum; cell periphery. Gene Ontology annotation, molecular function: chitin synthase activity.